AGUUGACCAAUGGAGGGAGGCAAUCUGGCAGUAGAUGUCAAUCGGAUCUCAAGGAGAUUUCUCGGAGAACCAGAUAAUCACCACUGGAAAACAGCAAUAAAAUCGCAUGAGACGAGAUGAUGGGGAUUGAAGAUUCAAAAGCAUGCCGUUAUUGCUUCCCCUUUCCCGAAUCUUGCUUUCCCUUUGUGCCUUCCCCCUUUGUUCGAUCCGCGUCACGGCUCACUGCCUCUCCGCCAAUUGUUGGAUCGCGCUGUUCGCCUGGAGGUCCUGCUCCAGCUUGUCCCAUCCGCUGCCGAGGUGGAAUUUUGCUGCUGGAUUCGGUGCUCCAGUUUGUUAACUAGGGUUUCUCCGACGGCGAUGGGUUAACUCCACAAGUUUUUCGGGUGUACGAGAUUUUGGGAAUCGCGUGGUAUGAAAGGCGAGGAGGGCGAUAAGAUCAUGGGGCCUCUCUUCCCGAGGCUCCAUGUGAAUGACACCGAUAAAGGGGGUCCGAGGGCGCCUCCGAGGAACAAAAUGGCGCUAUACGAGCAGCUCCGCGUCCCUUCUCAAAGGUUUAACUCGAGCUCCUUUGCCCCGCCAUUUCCUCCUGACCAUUCCAACGAUUUGGUCCCUUCCCUUUCCUCUAGCCAGCAGAGGAAGAUGCUUUCUCCUUUUCAUAUGACCUGUCAAAUGCCGGUUCAUUCUGCAGAGAAGGCUAGAACGUCUGAUGGAAUGAAUCUGGUUGGGAAAAGUAUGGAAUUGGAGAGAAAACCUAUAAAGCAUGUAAGUUCUGAGAAUAUGUUUGGCACAGGAUUAGCUUCUGAAUGUAGAUUACAGAGACACGAAAACUCCAGCAUGAAACAUUCUUGUGAGAAGGUUUUGGAUGAUGCAGAUGAUAUUGUCGUUCAUACCUUUGAUCAGUUGGAAAGUGUUGCAUACUUGAAAAAGGAUACACAUAAGACAACUCCAAAGAUAACUACCUCCAUUUCACACAAGAUACAGAAGAGUCUUACUUCUGGUAAUUCUUCAAGUCGAGGCACAAAUUUGGACCAGAAGCUUUUGGAAGAUACAGAAAUGUCAGGAAUUAGAUCAAGAAGUUGUCAUGAGACUUUUAUUGGAAAUCUUAAAGAAAUUUCACCUAUUGAAAAGACAAAGGAAACCAAAGAAAAGUCUCCAUUCAAUAGAAUCAUCAAUCUGCAAAACAGUUCAAAAAAUUCUUUUGUUAGAACUGGCACAAAUAGUUUUUGUUUUGAAAAUUUUGUGAAUGGAAAAAUGGUAUUAUGUCAAGAAAAUGGUGAUCUAAGCAAUUCUCAUACCUUGAAUGACAUUGCUAUUCCUAUUAGUGAUAAAUCUUUGGAGGCCAAAAGUGAGCUAUUUCCCAAAUUGUCACCUAGAAAAAUCCCUGGAACUAUCAGUUUGUCUAGGAACUGUUUUAAUGAGGACAAUGCAAAGAAAAAUGGGUUACUGGUAUACGGUGAUGCAGAGAAGCAAGAUGAUGCUUAUGAGCCCUCAAUGGCAGACACAGUACCGAGCUUGGAUAUGUCCCCAGAUGAUAUUAUUGCAGUAAUUGGUACAAAGAACUUUUGGAAGGCUCGAACAGCUAUUGCCAAUCAGCAAAGAUUGUUUGGAAUACAAGUGUUUGAGCUUCACAGAUUAAUAAAGGUUCAGAAGUUGAUAGCUGCGUCGCCUCAAUUGCUUCUUGAAGGAAACAAUUAUCUAAGCAAACCCUCAGUAAAAUCUUUGCACAAUGCCAAAGAACCUCAAUGCAACAAAAAUUCACAGCCAGUGGAAUUUAAGAGACAAGAUGAUCUUCGUAAAAUAAAUCAUAAUGUGGAGCAGCCAAUAGAGGUUGGUAUUGCUCCGGUUCUCUCUGUUUGUGUGGAAGGGUCGAAAAGGAGUCCACAAGAUCAAGUGCCACAAAUUGGGCCACACGCUGUUGUGCCUUCAGCCGUGCCAUUUUUUCCUAAUGAAAAGCCAAGUCCUUGGUGUUUUCCUCCUCUAGCAAAUCAAUGGUUAGUUCCAGUUAUGUCACCCUCUGAAGGCCUUGUGUACAAACCCUAUUCCGGACAUUGUCCACCAGCUGGUGGCUUUGUGCCCCAUCUUUCCGGAGGCUGCACUCCCCUUGGAGUCUAUCCUCUGGCUGGGGACUUUAUGAACUCUGCUUAUGGCAUUCCAGUAUCUCAUCAAGCGCCGAACAUGAUUUUGCCUGGACCAUCUGCAAUGGUUCCUCACUAUUUCCCUACUACUUAUGGCCUGCGGCCUUCAAAACCAAUCAUCUCAAGUUCUGCAGUCGAACAGGUUAGCAAUCUGUCUGGUUCGCAUGCAAAUGGGAAGAACAUGUUCCAUCAUUCAAGGAAGGAAGCAAUUCCUGGCAAUCUUGGGAAAUUUCAGGUACUGAAGAACAGCGAACUGCAAGGAAGUACAGUAAGCAAUCCCUCUGAGAAGACGCAUCCUGAAGGUGGAAGCCAAGUCCCUCCCAUUGCUGCAGCUCCAACAGCGAGUAGGGAUAGCCAAACACACGUUAUUAAGGUUGUGCCGCACAACGCUAUGUCUGCUACCGAGUCAGCAGUGAGGAUUUUCCUAUCUAUUCAGAAAGAGAGGCAACAACAUGAAUCGUGAUCAAUAAAGGUGAUUACGCUUAUCCUAAGCACCCUUUCCAUUUCCAGAUUAUAUGAAGAGGAGUAAAUUACGGGAUCAUCUUAUAGCUGACCGUCAAAUAACUAAGAGCCAAUUGAGGAUCCCGUGGAGGCAAUUGUGAUCGUGAUCAAUAAAGGAAUCGAGUUCAGUUUGCUUAUGAACGUGGAUGGUAAUUUAUUGAAGAAGGUUUACAUGUCACUUUGUCAUGCUUCUGAGUUGAUCAUGCUGUCAAACUUAUGCAUAAACACGAUAGUAGUUUACAGGUUUUGGCUUUUAUCUUAUAGGUAUUAUUACUUGUAUAAUUCCAUGUACAUACAUGAAAGUUUCAAUAGUGACUAAUUGUGGUAUCGGGAGAGGUGGAAUGACCUCGGUCACACACAUUUCUACACCGAGGGAUGCAGAAAGGGAAUAGAAGGAAAGAGAAAAGGAGAUCAUUUAUCAUGGUUAAGUUGUUCAGGGAGCCGAGAAAAGAUGAGCCAAUCAUAAAUUGCCCGGGAGUAUUAUCUGUUUUUCUUUAGUCGAAAAUUGGCAAGAGUGAUGUAAAGCUGUUGGAUUCAAGCGAACUGACGCGUGCCGAACUCUAUCCUGAAUCAUGUUUCCUUUUGUUUCCACGCGAGAAAACAUACCCUUUAAAAAGCAGAGAUAAAUUUAGUUCAAUCUAGGAUUUUACUGCCUUAACAAAAUACCUCAAUAAUCUUACAACUAAACUACAGGUUUUAAGAGCGUGUGCUUCAGAAAAAAGACCCAUGAAG
Messenger RNA from Zingiber officinale, 3368 nucleotides. Its product is annotated as ELF3-like protein 2. The record is from RefSeq and is a predicted model, not a curated record. Gene Ontology annotation, biological process: regulation of photoperiodism, flowering. The transcript is spliced from 7 exons. Lineage: Eukaryota; Viridiplantae; Streptophyta; Magnoliopsida; Zingiberales; Zingiberaceae. The coding region runs from base 412 to 2598 and encodes 728 amino acids.